Molecule: messenger RNA, 2952 nt
Organism: Gryllus bimaculatus (two-spotted cricket)
Lineage: Eukaryota; Metazoa; Arthropoda; Insecta; Orthoptera; Gryllidae
Source: the annotation of a GenBank genome assembly
CACGUCGGAAUUGUUUGAACACGUGAAGCGUAAUAUAAUGCCUACCUGAUUUUAAGAUAUUUAUUCAAAAAAAAUUGCUUUUAUUGUUGUCAGAUUGAAGUAUAAUUCCUUUGGUACUGAUGAGUCGCUAUAAGAACUCCACCUGCCUGGAAGUGCCGAGUCACCUGGAGGAGUCCAGCCUGUCCAACGGGUCUCUGGACGUGAGCACGACCCCCGACUGGCGCAGGUCUAGCAGCCCCACGGGCUACCUCUACCCGCACAGGCGUAGCGACAUGUGCCUCGUGGUGAAGCGGCGAAGACGUCGGGUUCAGCAGGGCAUCCUGCAAGUCUUCAGCUCCGACUCCUGGACAGCCACAGGAGUUGGGCUCGCCGCCUUCGCAGGCGCACUUUGGCUCAUUGGCCGCAGAAAACGUGCUGAUCGAGGUUUUAGACGCCUUCAUCCACGGCUCUUUGUGACCCGUGAGAGGGAACCGGCCGAGGCAACUGGCCUGUUUCGUGCUCUGAGCGCCUUCGGACUGGUGAUGGUGAGCGCUUUCAUCACCGGCCGCUUCAUGGGGCUUCCUGACGGUCCUUGAGGAGCCCUCGCAAGUGCAGACGUUAGAGGAGGUCGCCCACCAGGUCACCAAGGUGUACGGGGACGUCGCGCUGCCGUCUAUCUUCAAGGACGUCCAGAAGGACGAUGUGGUGUGGAAACUACUAGCUAAGUUCGAGCCCUAUUCCGAAGAAAAGACGAUGGAGAUGGUGGUGCUUGAAUUUGUAGAGGACUGGCCAGGCCCGGGGGUCGUCGUUUCCUUGGACCAGGUGCGGCCGCUGCUGGACGGUCCCGACCUUUGGGACACGAAGACUGGCGCUUCGUUGGCCUACCCGGUGCCGCAGUGCCUCCUCUCGCCGGCCUACGUGUCCUACCCCACGCGGCCACGCUGGCCUCAACAGCGCCUGUUUGACGCGCGCCUGGGAAUUGUGGCGCAGGCGGGCAUCGUCAACAAGUUGGACAGUGACAUGUGGAUCAAGUUGCGUGCACUGGGUUUUUUGCAUCGGGGGCCUGCGUUGUCCUCGUCCGCCUCCCACGCGCCCACCGCCGAGGAGCCACGCCCCCUCGGGCUCUCCGUGCUGCAUGAACCCGCGAUCGUCCUGUGCGCGGGGGCGCUGGCGGCGGCCGUGGCCUUCCUCGUGGAGACGGGGCUGAGCAUGCACGCUUCCCGGGUCUCGAUACUGAUCAGUCGCUUUAAGAGCUCCACCUGCCUGGACGUACCGCAUCACCUGUACGAGACCUACUUGGCCAACGGGUCCCUGGAUGUGAGCAUGGCCGCCCAAUGGCGCAGGUCUAGCAGCCCCACGGACUACCUCUACCCGCACAGGCGCAGCGACAUGUGCCUCGUGGUGAAGCGGCGAAGAAGUCGCGUUCAGCAGGGCAUCCUGCAGGCCUUCAGCUCCUACUCCUGGAUGGCUACAGGAGUUGGGCUCGCCGCCUUCGCAGGCGCACUUUGGCUCAUUGGCCGCAGGAACGUGCUGAUCGAGGUUUUAGACGCCUUCAUCCACGGGGCCUUUGUGAUCCGUGAGAGGGACCGCCGAGGCAACUGCCUGUUCGUGCUCCUCAGCGCCUUCGGGCUGGUGAUGGUGAGCGCUUUCACCGCCCGUUUCACGGGCUUCCUGGUUGUCCUUGAGAAGCCGCAGCAGAUGCAGACGUUGGAGGAGGUCGCCCACCAGGUCACCAAGGUUUAUGGGGCCGCCACGCUGCCGUCUUUCUUCAAGGGCGUCGAGAAGACCGACGUGGUUUGGAAACUACUAGCUAAGUUGGAGUUGAAGAGAAUUCCUAUCAAAGAGGUGGUGCGAGAAUUUGUUGAGGAUUGGCCUGGCCCGGCGAUAAUACAUUCCAUAGAUUCUGGGAAACCGUUGAUAUGGAACGGUCCAAUUCUUUGGGACGCGGAGAAGGGGGAAUCAUUCGCGUACCCCGUUCCUCAGUGCCUCCUUUCGCCGGCCUACAUCUCUUACCCCACAAGGCCAAACUGGCCUCAUCGGACCAAGUUCGACGCACUGCUGGGAACGUUGGCGCAGGCAGGCAUCAUUACUAAGUUGGACAGUGACAUGUUAAUGAUGGAUCGAGCUAUGGGACUUGUGCACCGGGGGCCUGCUGUGUCCACAUCCACCUCCCACGCGCCAACCCCCGAGGAGCCACGCCCCCUUCAGAUAUCAUCCCUGCAUGAACCGGCGGUUGUGCUGUGCGUGGGGGCGUUGGCAGCGGCCAUGGCCUUCUUCGUGGAGAUGGCGCUAGGCAUCCGCAAUUGGCGGGCCGUGGUGAAGAGGGCGCGACUGUUUUUCUGCCUCCGCCCAGCUGAGCCUCCCCGUUGGGCUGUGCGCGCCUAUUGAGAUUAAGGCCAUGCUGCGCCCUUGCCGGGCAUUUGUGAGAAGUGAGCGACUGUUCCUGUGCCUCCAACCAGCAGACCCUCCCCUUUGAACUGUGCGAACCUAUUGAGUCUGCGACCUCUGGGCAUGACGGCGGCCGUGGCCUUUCUCAUGGAGAGGGCGCUGCCCGUCCGCAUAAAAAGAUGUUUGCUGAGCCUUGGUGAGGCUGGCACAGCUGGUUGGAAGUGCUUCUGCGCGAGCGUUUUUGCCUGGUCUUGGUGAAAAGGGAGUGUCUAUUCCUCCACCUCCGACCAACUGUCUCGAAGGGCUUCGUGCGUUCAUUGAACCUGCGCCCUUGCUGUCCGAAGCGGACCUUCGUGAUGGAGGCAUAGCUGCGCAGGCGCGCUAGCUGCUCCUUUGUGAGACGGACGCAACGAGUGCGUGGUCGUGCCGGAAGUGGAGACACUGGCUGCGCAAGCGACCUUCCUCGUGGAGAGGGCGCUACACAAUACUCAAUUGCAAUUUGAUGUGUGUGAGUCGAACGCAAUUUUAUAAUUAUUGCGAGGAGUGAGACAAGUGAAAAUUUUAUGUUGAAAUAAUUUUAUGGUU